CGAUUUUAUCGGAACUAAAACCCAGAAAAACGUCCCUUCUCAUCUACCGAAAAACCACAAAAGAAGAGUGCGCGGAAAACAAAAAUAAAAAAUAAAAAAUCCCGCGGAACAUCAACGGCGAUGGCGCUUUCGAUGCUCUCCCUCUCGUCCGCCAUAAGAGCUUCCUCGGUGCCCCUGGACGUCGAGCACCGUCUUCCGUACAAUUCCCGCCGCACUCGUCCCAAGAAACCAGACGCGUUGACGGCGGCACCACCGACCAAUCUAACCACCACACUCGACAAGCGUUCCCCGAAGAUAUCCGUUUCGGACCUCCUUAAACGCGACAUCUCAAAAAGUGCUCAAGGUGUUGGUGCUGACCAUUUUAACUUUACCGGUGUUGGUGUAGAGGAAUUAGGUGGCUCGUAUUUGGGAUAUGAAACAUGGCUGCCCACUCCACCGAAAGUUGAGAAGCCUCGGUCUGUGUUGAACCCUGCAUCACUGGCUUACAUCGGGGACUGCAUUUAUGAGUUAUAUGCUCGCAGGCAUUUCUUGUUUCCUCCCUUAAAUAUUGAAGAAUACAACGACCGUGUGAUGGCUGUUGUACGUUGUGAAGCACAGGAUGCAAUAUUGCAGAAACUUAGGAGUGACAGCUUCUUAUCACAAGAAGAGAGAGAUGUGCUCCGUUGGGGGAAGAAUAUUAAUUCCUCAAAAACACGUACAAAGAAGCGUGCAGGUGUUGCGGUCUACAACAGAGCAUCUUCACUGGAGACACUAGUGCUGGUGAGAAUAAAGAAAAGGCGUUGUAUACUCAGCACUUGCGUUAAAAAACCUGGAAUCGAUCGUAUUAAGCGGACUUUGGCUUUGGAAUAUGCUGUAGCUCUUAUGUUGGUUAUUUGUACCUUACAAAUGUUCAGCGGCUGGAGGAGAUCAUGGAAAAAAUCGGCUUUUCUACAGAUACUUCUAAACCCCCUGAAGAAGAGAGAUAAAAUGGGGCUUUUAAUUGUGAACUUGGCCCAAGACUAGACUCAGCUGAGAAAGGAACUUUACUGAGAUAAGGCGCAAAACCUUGAUCAAUUGAUUUCUCCAUUUCUAACGUGUCAAAUUCAACUUCAGAAGGGUCUGUUCUGUCGAAGGGAGUUUCUAUCAAGUUCUCAAAUUUCAGGUUUCUCAUUGUAAUCACUACAAUUCUUCCCUCGCCCAUAAUUAUUCUUAUUGUUAGUUAAAAAUGUACUUUGAUUGUGACUCAAAAGCUGUAUGUGUUUAAAUGUUGGCCUAGUGAUGGAGAUUGGACUGUGGGAGUUCCCUUUUUUUUUCAGGAAACUGAAAAAAUAUACUAAUAUAUUUUGUAUUGACAAUAUUUAUAUGAUAUCCACAUAUAUAUAACUUUUAACAGAUUGUCUGGUGAGAGGCUUGUGCAUUCUGGGUUCUUCAUCUAAAACGACAAGCGUACAAAUCCCAUUGAGAAAGUUGGGUCACUAUUUUUUGGAUAUGUUGGGAGUUUGAGAGUUUUUCAGUAUGUAGCAAAUUUAUCCAUUGAGGAUCUAAUUAAUCAUGACCAUCAACAUUUUUGUUGACACGAAAUAUAUCAGCAGAAUAAGAAUUGUAUAUAUUUGGCAAUUUAAGAAGUACCAAUGUAGUAAACAUCAUUUUCAUUAUGUGAAUGAAUUGUUUUUUUCUUUUUGAUUAAUUGUUGAAUGCAG
Molecule: messenger RNA, 1679 nt
Organism: Striga asiatica
Lineage: Eukaryota; Viridiplantae; Streptophyta; Magnoliopsida; Lamiales; Orobanchaceae
Source: the annotation of a GenBank genome assembly